AUGAAGUCUCUCCUCGCCUUCGCUGUGCUGGUUGCUUGGGGUUUGUCCCCGGCUCGCGGGAGCCUCUGGGAUCUCCACAAGAUGAUCACGGGGGCAACAGGGAGAAACGCUGUGUGGUAUUACUCCUUCUACGGCUGCUACUGCGGUUUUGGGGGCAAGGGGCAGCCCAAGGAUGCCACCGACAGAUGCUGCCGGCUGCACGAUAUCUGCUACAACAACCUCCUGAGCUACGGCUGCAAUGCCAAAGUGCAGGGCUACCGCUACGGCUGGCACAGAAACAGCCCCUUCUGCGGAGAGGGCUCCUGGUGCUCCCAGCACUCCUGCCAGUGCGACCGCAGCCUGGCGAUCUGCCUGAAGCAAAACAUCAGGAGCUACAACAAACUCUUCCUCUUCUACCCCAAACACCAGUGCCGGUGA
This is a messenger RNA of Charadrius vociferus (killdeer), 417 nucleotides long. Its product is annotated as basic phospholipase A2 Cdr-13-like. Bases 1 to 417 code for a protein of 138 amino acids. The transcript has 4 exons. The record is from RefSeq and is a predicted model, not a curated record. Lineage: Eukaryota; Metazoa; Chordata; Aves; Charadriiformes; Charadriidae. Gene Ontology annotation, biological process: arachidonate secretion; negative regulation of T cell proliferation; lipid catabolic process. Gene Ontology annotation, molecular function: calcium ion binding; phospholipid binding.